Nicotiana tabacum (common tobacco) is the source of this 1895-nucleotide messenger RNA. RefSeq names its product triose phosphate/phosphate translocator, chloroplastic-like. Gene Ontology annotation, cellular component: membrane. The record is from RefSeq and is a predicted model, not a curated record. Lineage: Eukaryota; Viridiplantae; Streptophyta; Magnoliopsida; Solanales; Solanaceae. Gene Ontology annotation, molecular function: transmembrane transporter activity. Gene Ontology annotation, biological process: transmembrane transport.
CAUAUCUUCCUCUUCCCUUUCCCUCCCUUUUUCUCUCUGUUAAUUAAUCAUCCAACUGAAAGUCUCAAAAUAGCUAUCAAUUAUUUCCUCAUUUUUUUCUUCUUGAUAUCUCCGCUCUUGAACUAAUCACAACCUUGGUUUCAACGUUAUACUACUACUUCAAUUUCUCAUUUUUCUUGUUGGUUUUUCUCUAAAGAGACUUUUAAUACAAAUUCCAUAUACUUUUUGUUGAAUUCUUGGUGUUUUUGCAUUAUUCCAAUAUAAGCUUUGGUUUCAAUUUCAUCUCUUUUGAUCAUGGCUUCAAUGCCUAGUUCCAUUCAGUUUUCUCUACAAAGAUCAAAUUUUUCUUCAACCCACAAAGUUGCUAGUACAAAUUUAGUUCCUUUGAGAAGUCUAUCAGUUGUUUCAAAUUCCAAAAGCUUUGAACUUUCACCUGUGGGGUUAUCUAGAAAGCCCCUGAAGUUAGUUAAAUGCAGUCAACUACUGAAGCCAAGAAACACUGUUGAUGUUUUUAUCACAAAGGCUGCAGCUGCUGAUUCAGAGGGUCAUGACAUUGAAAUUACUGAUGGGUAUGCUAAACCAACUAAAGGCUUUCCUGAAAAAUUUCCAGCUCUAGUUACUGGAUUCUUUUUCUUUACGUGGUAUUUUCUGAAUGUGAUUUUCAAUAUACUCAACAAGAAGGUCUACAAUUAUUUCCCAUACCCAUACUUUGUUUCAGUUGUACAUCUCCUAGUUGGAGUAACCUAUUGUCUUAUUAGUUGGUCUGUUGGUCUACCUAAACGUGCACCCAUCAAUAAGGAACUUCUGGCACUGCUCACUCCAGUAGCAUUUUGUCAUGCUCUUGGACAUGUUAUGUCUAAUGUAUCAUUUGCAACUGUUGCUGUAUCCUUCACUCAUACCAUCAAAGCGCUGGAGCCGUUCUUCAGUGCAGCUGCUUCUCAGUUUGUCUUGGGGCACCAGAUUCCCAUCUCUCUGUGGUUAUCACUGACCCCUGUUGUCAUUGGGGUAUCGAUGGCUUCAUUGACUGAACUGUCAUUCAAUUGGACUGGCUUCACUAGCGCAAUGAUCUCAAAUAUUGCUUUUACUUACAGAAGUAUCUACUCAAAGAAAGCGAUGACUGGAAUGGAUAGUACAAAUGUAUACGCAUAUAUUUCAAUUAUGGCCCUCCUCUUUUGCCUCCCUCCAGCCAUAUUUAUUGAAGGACCCCAACUAAUGCAGUAUGGUUUCAGGGAUGCCAUUACUAAAGUUGGCCUUUAUAAGUUCUUAUCUGACCUCUUUUGGAUAGGGAUGUUCUAUCAUCUGUAUAACCAGGUAGCUACCAACACAUUAGAGCGGGUUGCGCCACUUACACAUGCUGUUGGAAAUGUACUGAAGCGAGUUUUUGUGAUUGGUUUCUCUAUUGUGGUAUUUGGGAACAAGAUAUCAACUCAAACUGGGAUUGGUACUGCAAUAGCCAUUGCAGGUGUUGCUAUCUACUCUUUAAUAAAGGCAAGGAUGGAAGAGCAAAAGCGGAAAGCUGCCCUUGCUCAUGCAUAAUAGGGCACAUUAACAAAGCAGGGGGAAAGACUGGAGACAAAAAGUACCAAGCAGUGCAGAGACGAUCUGAUUAAUGCAGGAGAAUAGUUACCUCAUCUCAGCUAUGGCUUUUUAAUUAUUUUAGUUCACUUGUUUCUUCUGUACAAUUGUGAAUUUGGCCUCAUUUUGUUGGUUUGAAUAUUCACAAGGUAGAUAAAAGCUGAUAAAUUCAGCGGGCAGUAAUCCCAGAAAAUAAGACUCUAGAUUACAUUUUGUUUUUUCAGUUGUUUACUGAGCUAUUCAAAAGAUUACAGUGAUGCAAAGAAUAUAAUACAAUUCGUAAAUAGUUUGAACAAUUACCUCCAGAUGUAGAGGAUACA